AUGGAGGGAGGCAGUAGAGUUGUACGACCACCGAAGUUUCGUCGUCCCCCAGGAUGGCCUGAAAAGAAGCGACUUUGUGUAGAGGACCUUGUUCAAGAAGCAUACAGGAACACUGAGCAGCUCAACCUCUUGCUCUCCAAAUUGGUUGAGGUCAAUUCUCAAGGUGAUGCUGGUACACCACUCAUUUGGGCUGCUGGUCAUGGACAACCAGAUGCCGUGAAAAUCUUACUAGAACACUAUGCUAAUCCCAAUGCGGAAACUGAUGAUGGUAUUACUUCUCUUCUGUGCGCUGUAGCAGCUGGAGCUUUACCAUGUUGGAAGCUGUUAGUUAAGGCUACACUCAAGGUAAAGAAGAAAUCUCAAGCUCAAGAGGCAAAAAAGCUUUCGAGAGAGACGAUAUUCAUGGCAGUAGAUGCUUAUAAACAGGCUAUCAACCCAAGUGAUGCUUCCCUAUUCUCUAACAGAAGCCUUUUUUAUAUUCGAUUCGGACAACUGGAACAUGCCUUAACAGAUGCCAAGGCUUGCAAAGAGCUAAGUCCAGACUGGCAUAAAGCUCGUUACAGGGAAGAUGCAGCAUCCCAUCUGUUGCAGAGGUUUGAGGAAGCGGAAAACGCUUUCUACGUAGGUGUUCAACUAGAUCCUGACAGCAAGGAGCUUCCAAUUGCUUUCAGGGAAGCUGUUGAUGCUGGGAGGAAAUUUCACGUUGUCAACCACCAGAAGUCUUAG
Molecule: messenger RNA, 726 nt
Organism: Papaver somniferum (opium poppy)
Lineage: Eukaryota; Viridiplantae; Streptophyta; Magnoliopsida; Ranunculales; Papaveraceae
Exons: 7
Coding region: 1-726 (241 amino acids)
Molecular function (GO): protein binding
Source: RefSeq, a predicted model, not a curated record